AUGCGAGUCUCCGCUGAAGAACUGGAUCUAGAUCCCGCUGUGUAUCUCAGGGAAGGAAAGACCCGUCCUGAGCCAGCAGAACAGACACAUCCUGACUUGAGUCCGGAAGUUGAGACCCUAGACCGAGAGAGUAUGGCGGAUGUCGAGAAUAAUACUCAGGUCCCUGAGCCGUCAGUGGAUGUCCAGUCACAGACAAGCUGUUUGACACCAGUCCAAAGGCUGGAAGCAGAAUAUGCUGGGGUGAUGCGAGUCUCUGCUGAAGAAGUGGACCUGGAACCUGCUGUUUACCUCAGAGAAGGAAGUGAUUUGAUGGCGCAAUUAGAAUACCAACUUAUCAUGCCCCCGGAAAUUGAAGAACUGACCCAGCAUAAAAACGGCAUAGACAUCCGGAUGUGUAUCGACUACCGACUUCUGAAUUUGCUCAUCAAACUAUUCCGCUAUCCUCUACCCCUGAUUGAUGAUCUAUAG
Phytophthora megakarya is the source of this 468-nucleotide messenger RNA. The record is from the annotation of a GenBank genome assembly. NCBI's taxonomy places the organism in Eukaryota, Oomycota, Peronosporomycetes, Peronosporales, Peronosporaceae.